AAAAUAGCCCAUUGGUCACGGACGGGUGAACAAAAAAUAAAGAUCACUAACUAGAGAUUACUCCAUUAUUUAAAUUAAAUUGCGCUAAUAAAAGUCUGAGCAUGGAAUAAAUUACAGUACGUAGCAUAAUAGCCUGAGAUAAGAAGGUUCACUUAUCCAGACAGAGAGGAGAAACCUCUGUAUACUCGUUCCGGGCCAUAAAUCAAUGAUGAUGACAACCACUUCCUCGUUGCUCUCGCCGUGCUCUCUGCUUCCUUCUCAAGGGCCAAACCGGCAAACGCAAUGGAAAAGACACGAAAAGAGACAGUUCUCGAGAAAGGUAGCUGUUUCUGGUGUUGUCAGAGCGGGAUUUGAGCUUAAGCCACCUCCCUAUCCUCUUGAUGCUCUAGAACCGCAUAUGAGCCGGGAAACACUGGAUUAUCAUUGGGGCAAGCAUCACAAAACUUACGUUGAGAACCUGAACAAGCAAAUCCUAGGCACAGAUCUAGAUGGAUUGUCAUUGGAAGAGGUUGUGCUACUUUCAUAUAACAGAGGCAAUAUGCUUCCUGUCUUCAAUAAUGCCGCACAGGCAUGGAACCAUGAGUUCUUCUGGGAGUCUAUCCAACCCGGAGGUGGAGGAAAGCCAAGUGGAGAUCUCCUCAGACUGAUAGAGAGAGAUUUUGGGUCUUUUGAUGACUUUGUAGAAAGGUUCAAGGCAGCUGCAUCCUCCAACUUUGGUUCUGGUUGGACUUGGCUUGCAUACAAGGCGAACAGACUCGAUGUUGCAAAUGCAGUAAACCCGCUUCCAAAGGAGGAAGACAAGAAGCUUGUGAUAGUAAAAACUCCCAAUGCAGUGAAUCCACUCGUGUGGGACUAUUCUCCACUUCUCACCAUUGAUACAUGGGAGCACGCUUACUAUCUGGAUUUUGAGAACCGAAGAGUCGAAUACAUAAAUACAUUCAUGGAAAAGCUUGUGUCAUGGGAAACUGUAAGCACAAGGCUAGAAUCUGCAAUGGCUCGAGCAGCUCAAAGAGAACAAGAAGGAUCUGAUACAGAAGAUGAAGAGAAACCAGAUGAGGAAGAGCCAGAGGUUUACUUAGAUGAUGCAUCUGAGGAGGUUGACUAAAAAAAACUGAGUAUCAAUGAUAAACAUUUAGCUUCUGAACGAAAUGUCAAUUACAGAUCAUAAGCUUUCUGCUUAUUAAUCCCUAAGCUUUAAAUAAAUUUUGUGGUUUCUUUGAAAAACAAAAACUGAAUGUUACAUAUUCUACAUUCCUCCUA
Molecule: messenger RNA, 1260 nt
Organism: Brassica rapa (field mustard)
Lineage: Eukaryota; Viridiplantae; Streptophyta; Magnoliopsida; Brassicales; Brassicaceae
Product: superoxide dismutase [Fe] 2, chloroplastic
Biological process (GO): superoxide metabolic process
Cellular component (GO): chloroplast nucleoid
Molecular function (GO): metal ion binding; superoxide dismutase activity
Source: RefSeq, a predicted model, not a curated record